CCUCGGGUAGUUAGUGACAGCCAGCUCCGGUUAGCGAGCGCUGAGCCUCGGGUAGUUAGUGACAGCCAGGCCCGGUUAGCGAGCGCUUAGCCUCGGGUAGUUCCUUUGUUAUUAUGUGCGAGCAUGUAUCCUAGCAACGCUGACAGCACUUCUGAUUGGUUCAGAGAGACAAAGUUGCGCCACAGCUGUAAAUAGACUCCCGCAUGUAUCCUAGUAACGCCUCGCGCAUGAAGGUGCGUGAUGUCAUAAAAUACUUGCGCGUGACGUCAUCCGUUUAUAUAAAUAGAGGCGCGCAUGAGGGAGCAGGACCAGACACGACUGGGAUUACAAACAGACACCCUGAGCUCACUGCAGAUCCUGUACCGAGACAAUGGCUUUUAAGAGCUGGUUGAAAAAACUGACCUUCGGGAAAAAGUCCCGCAGGAAUGAGGAGAAAGAGAGGCAGCAGAAAGAGAAAGAGAGGCAGCAGAUAGAGAAGGAGAGGCAGCAGAAAGAGAAGGAGAGGCAGCAAAUGCUGCAGAAAGAGAAGCAGAGGCAGCAGAAAGAGAAGCAGAGGCAGAUAAAGAAGGAGAAACAGUUAGAGAAGGAGAGGCUGCAGAUAGAGAAGGAGAGGCAGCAGAAAGAAAAGGGAUGGCAGCAGAUGCUGCAGAAAGAGAAGCAGAGGCAGCAGAAAGAGAAGGAGAGGCAGAUACAGAAGGAGAGGCAGAAAGAGAAGGAGAGGCUGCAGAUAGAGAAGGAGAGGAGGCAGAAAGACAAGGGAUGGCAGCAGAUGCUGCAGAAAGAGAAGCAGAGGCAGCAGAAAGAGAAGGAGAGGCAGAUAAAGAAGGAGAGACAGUUAGAGAAGGAGAGGCUGCAGAUAGAGAAGGAGAGGCAGCAGAAAGAAAAGGUAUGGCAGCAGAUGCUGCAGAAAGAGAAGCAGAGGCAGCAGAAAGAGAAGGAGAGGCAGAUAAAGAAGGAGAGGCAGAUAGAGAAGGAGAGGCAGCAGAAAGACAAGGGAUGGCAGCAGAUGCUGCAGAAAGAGAAGCAGAGGCAGCAUAACGAGAAGGAGAGGCAGAUAAAGAAGGAGAGGCAGAUAGAGAAGGAGAGGCUGCAGAUAGAGAAGGAGAGGCAGCAGAAAGACAAGGGAUGGCAGCAGAUGCUGCAGAAAGAGAAGCAGAGGCAGCAGAAAGAGAAGGAGAGGCAGAUAGAGAAGGAGAGGCAGAUAGAGAAGGAGAGGCUGCAGAUAGAGAAGGAGAGGCAGCAGAAAGACAAGGGAUGGCAGCAGAUGCUGCAGAAAGAGAAGGAGAGGCAGCAGAAAGACAAGGAGAGGCAGAUAGAGAAGGAGAGGCAGAUAGAGAAGGAGAGGAUGCAGAUAGAGAAGGAGAGGCAGCAGAAAGACAAGGGAUGGCAGCAGAUGCUGCAGAAAGAGAAGCAGAGGCAGCAGAAAGAGAAGGAGAGGCAGAUAGAGAAGGAGAGGCAGAUAGAGAAGGAGAGGCUGCAGAUAGAGAAGGAGAGGCAGCAGAAAGACAAGGGAUGGCAGCAGAUGCUGCAGAAAGAGAAGCAGAGGCAGCAGAAAGAGAAGGAGAGGCAGAUACAGAAGGAGAGGCAGAUAGAGAAGGAGAGGCUGCAGAUAGAGAAGGAGAGGCAGCAGAAAGAGGCAGCAGAAAGAGAAGUAGAGGCAGAUAAAAAAGGAGAGGCUGCAGAAAGACAAGGGAUGACAGCAGAUGCUGCAGAAAGAGAAGGAGAGGCAGCAGAAAGAGAAGGAGAGGCAGCAGAAAGAGAAGGAGAGGCAGCAGAAAAAGAAGGAGAGGCAGCAGAAAGAGAAGGAGAGGCAGCAGAAAGACAAGGAGAGGCAGCAGAAAGAGAAGGAGAGGCUGCAGAAAUAGAAGGAGAGGCUGCAGAAAUAGAAGGAGAGGCAGCAGAAAGAGAAGGAGAGGCAGAAAGAGAAGGAGAGGCAGCAGAUAAAGAAGGAGAGGCUGCAGAUAAAGAAGGAGAGGCUGCAGAUAGAGAAGGAGAGGCAGCAGAAAGACAAGGGAUGGCAGCAGAGGCAGCAGAAAGAGAAGGAGAGGCAGCAGAUAAAGAAGGAGAGGCAGCAGAAAGAGAAGGAGAGGCUGCAGAAAUAGAAGGAGAGGCUGCAGAAAUAGAAGGAGAGGCAGCAGAAAGAGAAGGAGAGGCAGAAAGAGAAGGAGAGGCUGCAGAUAAAGAAGGAGAGGCUGCAGAUAAAGAAGGAGAGGCUGCAGAUAGAGAAGGAGAGGCAGCAGAUAGAGGCAGAGAGGCAGCAGAUAGUGGUGGAGAGGCAGCAAAUAGAGGAGUAUAGCAUUGCUCCACCUAUAGCGCCCCCUCUCCCCAACAAGUAUUUAGCGCCGUGGCAGGGGGCGUCAGAUAGAGAAGGAGCAGCAGGAGGAGCUGCAUUAGAAGGAGGCGACAUAAAGAGAAUGAAGUCUCUGGUCUACAUGGUGAACUCAUUCAUAGCUCCAUGUGGUAAUAACCUCUCUAUGAACUCCUCUGAUCCAUCUGUAUCUACAUAGUGAGCUCAUUCAUAGCUCCAUGUGUUAAUAACCUCUCUACGAACUCCUCUGAUCCAUCUGUAUCUACAUAGUGAGCUCAUUCAUAGCUCCAUGUGUUAAUAACCUCUCUACGAACUCCUCUGAUCCAUCUGUAUCUACAUAUUGAGCUCAUUCAUAGCUCCAUGUGUUAAUAACCUCUCUACGAACUCCUCUGAUCCAUCUAUAUCUACAUAGUGAGCUCAUUCAUAGCUCCAUGUGUUAAUAACCUCUCUACGAACUCCUCUGAUCCAUCUGUUUCCACAUGUUGAGCUCAUUCAUAGCCCCAACUUUUACUUUUCCAACCUCCAACAAUAUUCAAACUUUCAACUUCUUUCUGUAAAAAAAAUUACAAAACACAGUACUUUUACUUUUAGUACUGGAGUAUAGGUUUGCAACUAAUUUUUAUUUGUAUAUUUGUUAGAUUAAUCGAUUAGUCGCAAUUAUUAUUAUUUUUUCACGCCCUCCAUUUUUUGUAAUUUGUUUAUUGGGUUUUUAAAAUUAUGAAACAUUGGUUAAACAGCAUAGAUAUCAUUAAACACAGUGUAUAAAGCUAAAUAUAUUAUACAAAAGCCCUUCAAGAGUAAAGAGAAAAAAGAAAAUACAAAGUAUGUUUUAAUUCUUUGGUGGACAUAUAUUGGGGGGGGGGGGUAGUAAAACGAGUUUUGCAGUACAUUUUGAUAGUUUGACAAAACAAUUACAAAGUAUAUUAUAGGAAACAUUCACACAGGUUGGAUGUUGUUUUCAGGAGAUUCUAGGAUACUUAGGAUACUUAUAUAUACUUGUAUUUUUUUCUUCAUUUUUUACUUUUUGUUACUAGUAUAGUGCAGGAAUUUAACUCACCACAGGUACUAUAGAAAUCAGUGUUUAAACUGUACAGAACUAGUAAAGUCAGACUGUAUAGUAAAGUUUUUUAGUUAUUUAUCAUAAACUCUUCAACAUGACAGAUGAGGAAUAGUGUGCCAGCAAAGGUUACAAGAAUUUUGGUACUUUUAUAAAAUGGUAUUCCCAAAAUAAUUUAAAGUAUAUUAGAAGAAUCUGAUUAAACGUCUUCCUGUGUGUGUAGAUAAUGAAACGUAAUGCAAAGGGUGACAUAUUUGCAUGUGAGCAAUGCUAUACUUGUAUAUAGUAAUGAUAAAUAAUCAGGAUAAAUUGACUUAUCAUUAAAACAUUGUACCCAUUUUUAAUUUAAUACACAAUAACAUUCACGAAACAUUGUAUGACAAAUUUAAACUAUUGAAUAAAUGUAAAUUUCAAGAUGAAAAGCAACAAAAAACAUAUAUAGAUUUGGAAAUGUAGGAGUUGGUAGAAUAUAAUCCAGUGAAAUCUGUGAAUUAAUUUUGAGAUUUUUUUUUUAAGCCAAAUAUGUCAACCAUCCAUUAAUAUCUAUAUUUUCAAACUUUUAACUUCUUUCUGUAAUAACUACCCAACACAAUACUUUUACUUUUAGUACUUGAGUAGAACAUUUUUAUAAUAAUAGAAUAAACUACUUGCAAAUGUUCGUUUGCUAGACGAUUAUGGGAGUCCAAACUUGUGUUUUUAGCGUGGAUCUCCGUGGAAACCGUGGUGCACCCAAAGUGUGAUUACGGUGCGCGGCAGUGGACAAAUAUCUAUUUUAUUAAAGGCGAGGAGACGAAACUCAGAGAUGUGCGUCCGGACGGGACUAAAAUUACCGGAGGAGCACGGAGUUCAGAGAAAAACAGUAGAUAAUUC
This is a messenger RNA of Astyanax mexicanus (Mexican tetra), 4235 nucleotides long. RefSeq names its product trichohyalin-like. The coding region runs from base 371 to 2296 and encodes 641 amino acids. NCBI's taxonomy places the organism in Eukaryota, Metazoa, Chordata, Actinopteri, Characiformes, Acestrorhamphidae. The transcript has 2 exons. The record is from RefSeq and is a predicted model, not a curated record.